CUGCAGCCCUCCUCUCGCUUUACAGCCUCUCUACUCCGCUCAUCAUUCCCUCCGCCCCCAGCUCCGCGUCCCCCCGCUACUGUCCUCUCUUACAGGGGUCUCUCUCUCCCCAGCGAAGUUUUCAGGACGAUAAGAGCUGCAGGAGUGUAAGGGGAAUACUUGCUAAACUCUGCCUCCUCUAUUAUUUAUGUCCGAGCAUGAUUUAUGAGGAAUCAAAGAUGAACUUGGAGCAGGAGAGGCCUUUUGUCUGCAGUGCCCCAGGCUGCUCACAGCGUUUUCCAACAGAGGAUCAUCUGAUGAUUCACAGGCACAAACAUGAAAUGACUUUGAAGUUUCCUUCAAUAAAAACAGAUAAUAUGUUAUCAGAUCAGACUCCCACGCCAACGCGCUUUCUGAAGAACUGUGAGGAAGUCGGGCUCUUCAACGACAUCGACUGCUCCCUGGAGCACGAGUUCAGGAAGGCACAAGAAGAAGAGAACAACAAAAGGAAUAUCUCCAUGCAUAACACAGUUGGAGGAGCAAUGGCAGGACCUGGAUCCCACCAGCUGACAAACACAAGGAUGCCAAACCACGACACCAGCGUUGUGAUUCAACAAGCCAUGCCUUCUCCACAGUCCAGUUCUGUCAUUACACAAGCACCUUCCACAAAUCGGCAGAUUGGGCCUGUCCCAGGUUCUCUGUCUUCACUACUGCACCUACACAACCGACAAAGACAGCCUAUGCCUGCCUCUAUGCCCGGCACCCUGCCCAACCCUACCAUGCCAGGAUCUUCUGCUGUACUCAUGCCUAUGGAGCGACAAAUGUCAAUGAACUCCAACAUCAUGGGGAUGCAAGGGCCGAACCUCAAUAAUCCAUGUGCCUCACCUCAAGUUCCCCCAAUGCAUUCAGAAGCCAAAAUGAGACUGAAGGCAGCACUGACUCAUCAUCCUGCCGCCAUGUCAAAUGGGAAUAUGAACACCAUGGGCCACAUGAUGGAAAUGAUGAGUUCGCGACAGGACCAGACACCGCACCAUCAUAUGCACUCACAUCCUCAUCAGCACCAGACACUGCCACCUCAUCAUUCAUACCCACAUCAGCACCAGCAUCCAGCACACCAUCCUCACCCUCAGCCUCAUCACCAGCAGAACCAUCCCCACCACCACUCCCACUCGCACCUUCAUGCACACCCGGCGCACCACCAGACCUCACCGCACCCACCGCUGCACUCGGGUGGACAAGCACAGGUUUCGCCGGCGGCGCAGCAAAUGCAGCCCACGCAGACGGUACAGCCACCACAGCCGACUGGAGGUCGCCGGAGGAGGGUGGUGGAUGAAGACCCAGAUGAGAGGAGGCGGAAAUUUCUGGAAAGGAACCGAGCUGCUGCCACGCGCUGCAGACAGAAGAGGAAGGUCUGGGUGAUGUCACUGGAAAAGAAAGCAGAAGAGCUCACCCAGACAAACAUGCAGCUUCAGAACGAGGUUUCCAUGCUGAAAAAUGAGGUAGCACAGCUGAAACAGUUAUUGUUAACACAUAAAGACUGUCCGAUAACAGCUAUGCAGAAAGAAUCACAAGGAUAUCUAAGUCCUGAGAGCAGUCCUCCUGCAAGCCCGGUCCCAGCUUGCUCCCAGCAGCAAGUCAUCCAGCACAACACCAUAACAACCUCUUCCUCUGUCAGCGAUGUCGUGGGAAGCUCCACUCUCACCCAGCUCGCCAGCCACAGAACAGACAUCAACCCCAUCCUUUAAAAGUGGUUGAUCAGAAACUGCUGGGGGAGUGUGGUACCGUAUCAAAGCAUCCUCUCUGCUAAGGACAUUUGAAACCGUAACUCAAGCCUGGAAGAUUCCUCAGUUCUUGAAAGACUCUGGCUAUUCAUUUUUAUAGUUAUUAAAAUGUCUUUUAUACUUAGUUACAUAAAAGGGAGUUACGCAAUUAAUAUUCUAUCAGCUUGAGAAAUGCUUUGGUGCUUUCUCCAUUUUUUUGGUACCAGUUACUUGUUUAUAAACCUAACUGUUUCUGUACAUAGUCAUGUUUCCUUCUCACCAGUCUAGCCUGCAGCCUCAGAAAUACAAAGUUGUGUUAAACUGCAGCUUGUUAGCCAAUGUGAGGCAUGAAAAGUAUUAAACAGUCAAACAUAGGUAACUAGGAGUAAUUAGGCUAUAAAUAUAGACCAAGGGCAUCUGCUGACAGCAUAAUAAAAAAGAGUUAGCGUUGUGCUAUCAGCAGAUCGCGUCUUACAUUCAGAGCCUCUUUCAGAGCAGUUAUAUAGGAUGUGGCUUCAGGACGAAAUCAAGCCCAAAUAGCGCGCUCUUUUGUCUAGCCCUCCCCCUUCUCCUCUCUCCCCUACCCUGGCCUUUUUCUCCUCCAGUUAUUCUCACACCUUCCUUUUCCCUUCCUUUUCAUUUCCCAGCUUUUUUUUUACUUGCUUUUUUUUUUUUCAUUCCAAGGCUUCCUCGCUUCCCUCUUUUUCUCAAAGAAUGGUAAUGAACAAGAAAAACUUCAAGCCCACCUAAAAACUGUCAGCACGACUGCUGCUUUCACUAGCUCUUCAUACGCAGUUGGGCUGUGCCAAGCAUUUGGCUUUUAAAAAAUACAAAUGCUCCUGAUUUAGUGUUUUUAAUAAAUAGGGAAAGGUUAAAACAGCGCAGCCGCAGGUGAAGCAGGAUGGUGGGCCAGCUGUGUUGAUGCUAGCAGCCCUGUAAGCUUCUGUGGUGCAGUAGAGGAAUAGCGAGCAACACCUGAGAGUCACAGCAAUUUUUUGCACUGCCAUUCAUUAAUGUAGGAAAAUCCAUGUAGUAUAUAAUAAUUCGGAAAAGUUCUGUUCCCCAACCUGGUUGCAUUGUUCUAGCAAUGAAAGCUAAGAGCCUCAGGCUUCAUGGGCUAUAAAUGAGAAAUAAAUCACUGUAAUGGUUCUGACCAUUUGGAAAAAUGCCAUUUUUAAUUCCCAGGGAAAGACCUGCUCUCUGCAGGCAUUCCUUUAAACAUUCACAGACUGAUCCCAAGCUGGCAGACAGCAGUGUAGCUUCACUGACUUUAAUGGCACUUAACACCCGCUUACCAUGGGUAAGGAAUUGUUCUUUUGGACGCUAAAUAAUUUUUAGAAGGCACGCAGUGGCUAAAAAAUGCUUCAAGAAUGCCAAGUCCCACACUUGGGAUAAAAUACAGUCCUGCAGAGAGGGUCUGGAAAAGAGCCUUAUGCUACAAUUAAGGUUUUUGUUUGGACUCUGAGCCUGCCCCUCAGCACAACUGAUUUGCAUCCCCAAGUGGUCCCAGUGAUUGAUGGGAAAAUCAGACAGAGAUGAUGCCAGUUAAUUAUGCUGCCUUGCUGUAUGCUGGGACCUGAUUUUGCUCUCAAAUCUGUCAGAGGCAAAACCUCCCACUACUUGCUCAGGGAGCAGGGUCCAAGCUGGUGAAAAAUGUUCAAACAUGUUGAGCUGCAUCUUCAAUAGCAAAAUUCACUUUAUUCCCAGAAAAUCCUCUAGCCCCAAACACACUUUGUUCUGAAGCAAAGCUCUCUUCCUCAAAGACUGUGUGCUUGGUCUUUGGAGAAGUCAUGGGUUUUAAAAGGGUGGGACUCCUCCAUGCAGGAGGGAGACUGAAACAACUGAAGUGUGAGAAGGCUCUGUAAGGAGCAGGGCUUGCCUUGAAGGGAAAGCAAAUUUCUGAGCAUCAUUCAUUGCCGAAUUAGUUCUUAUCUUGGUGACUAACUUUUUAUCAGUAUCCUUUUCUUUAACAGCUCGCUUUCCAUUUAUGCAAAUACAUUCAAAAGAAGAUUUUUAAUGUACAGUGUAAAUCUUGACUUGAUUAUAUAGUCUAAGAACCAAAAAAAAAUUAUGAAAAAAUACAAAUGUAAAGGAUUUUCUAUUAUAUUUUAGACAAACAUAUACUUUUAAAGUGUUUUAAAUAUUGAAUCUAUAAUUUUUUUAAAUCUCCAGUUGUAAUAGCUAAAUGGUUUUGCUUCAUCAUGGCUCCCAAGAGAACUUUUUUCAAAUAUGCUGUCGAGAAAAAUGUUCCAGCUGAAUAUCCACUAUGUAAAAAACCCAAAUAAGCAUUUCCCCCACAUCUGAAUUUCAUCAUCCACCAUCAAAAAGGAAAUGCCAUUGCAAGGUUAAUUUAUAAAACUUUACCUCUAUAUGGGUAGCACUUAAAUACAUUUAAAAAAUUAAAAUCAAAGUUGUUGGUAAUAUUAGAAUACCCAGUUGAGCUACACUGCACUAGAAUUACGGUUUAGCUUCAUUUUAUUCAGUCUCCUCAAUUAAAAUAUUUAGCUGUUAAAAUGAAAGCCUCUACAUUAAAAAGAAAAAAAAAAAAAAGAAGAAAUACAAAAACCUUGCCUAAGUUUUGUUAAAUUCAGCAACUUGACAGUUUGACUGAUGUGUAUUAUAUAUAGCUCAAUUAUUUCUUUUUUUAAUGCUAACUAGGCAAGCCAACCACACAUGUUGGCCUAAAUGUGUAAUUACAAUGAAAUGUCUCCUCUCUAUACUAUUGGCCUUUAGGUAUAAUCCUUGCUAGUGAUAUGGAAAUAAGUAAAGGAUGAAAAGCUAUUUGCUAUUGCUUCUUGUAACUCUGCCGCAAGUUCACAGGCCAAGAUAACAUGCAGCAUAUUUGUAUUGGCUGUAUCAUUGGGAAAAGGACCAACCAUACCAGGCACCUUAUAUUAUUCAUCAGAUUUGUUCCACAUUAAAAUGCUCUUGUUUUCCAGGGGAGUUAUCCUGCAGCCUUUCCUCAGGCUGCUGGUCCAACCAGGCACUGGAGGCUGCCUGAGCAAGGGCUGUGAAGAGGGCUGAGAAGCCCCAGCCCUCUGUCUCCAGGAUGUCCCUCUGCCAUGUGGUCAGUGGCAGCAGCCUCUUCCUAAGCAUGUCACUCUAAAUGCACUUCCUGGGCUCUUUCCAUCAAGGAGGAAUCCUGCUUUUCCACAAACUACUUCUGGAGACUGCUGCACUUUCCUCUUGCCCUGCCAGUCCAGCCUGUUGCUGGGCUCACUAGGCUCUGUGCCCUAACCCACUGCCAGCAGAGGACAACUCUGAUCACUUCCAUCAUCCACUCCCUAGGGCGCUUGCAGGAUGGUGAGCCUUGGCCAGUGCCUUGUUCAGGAAGAGGUGUUACCAUACCAUAGACAGCAUCUUGUGGGUGUGACGUUGGAAGCAGGUUGGAAAUCUCAGCCAUGGAGAACUGCAAUACUUUGAUCACAAAGAAAUGAUGCUGCGAUCCAGCUCUGGCACCCCCAGCCCCCCUUCCCCAAGUCAAUUUAUGCAAGCCAUAUUCAUAACGCUGCCUGUGGGAGACAAGUAGUUUGUGUGCUAUCAUGGUGUGUUUUAUGACAACAACAAUGAUGAUGAUUUAUGGAGAAUUUCAUGCUGUUGGGAGUUAAUUCCUGCUAUGAAGCUAAAUGUCUGCUGCCCAUAUUCUGAAUAGUGGAAAGUCAAUGGUUCAGUGCCUCAGUGCGUGUGGAUUUAGUGUUAAUUACUCAGUCCUGUUAACUAACAAGCCAGCUGUAACUGUUGUUAAAUGCCCAACUUUUAAGGAUUCAUAUUUUUUUAAGCAACAAUAUUUAGUGUUGAAAACUAGCCUUUUAGUUUAGGCAAAAUGUGCUUUUUAGCAGCUAAUACCUUUUUUAAAAAAAAAGCGUAUAGAGUGAAUUUAUGAAAAUUCAUGAGGACCAAAGCAAUUUUAAAACAGGAAUCUAUUAAUUUAGUAUUCACAUAGAAUUUUAUAAAGUAUUUAUUAAUAAAUGUUAUUUUAACACAUUCCAUUUGAACAGUAUUCUUGUACAGAAUCUGUUUUUUUUUUUUUUAAGUUACGAUAUUAGUUUUGCAAUAAACUACUCUAGGUGUGUGUGCAUCUUAAUCUUUCAGGGUCUCAAGCAGAAGUCAUCCAUCUAAGAUGGAACAGUUUGCUGCUGAGGUCAGUUGUACAGAAAUUUCUAGAAUUAAAUGUUUUCCUUAAAGCAGCAUCUGCUUUUUCUUUUUUUUUUUUUUUUUUUAACAAUGAAACAAAUUAUAAACCUUCAGUUGUUUCCUUUGUAUUUCAAAAUGUGCUUUCUCGUUUGAGAAAGCAUGAGUCAACAUAUAACUGGAAAGCCUGUCUCUUUUUUUCUGCUUUUUUUUUAGGGCUGAUUUUAUACAUCACCACAGAAGAUCUAACCCCAUCCUCAUUUCUCAUCUAAUAUCACAUAGUGAGUUGCACUAUACUGCCUUAUCAUUGCCUCUUCAGUCCUCUUACUAAGCAGUGUUCCUUAGAUUUAGACCAUCAAAGCUCCAUUAUACAUCAAUGAAAAUUACUAGAGGGGGAAGAAGAGAAAAAAAAAAAAUCUGUAGACAUAAAACCUAAACUGUGCCUAUAAAACAAAACCAGUUACAACUAAUUAGUAUCUUAUUUCUACAUUUCAAUUAUUUAUAUUCUUUUAAAAUUGCACUUUAGCUCUUGCUGUCUUUCUUGCUCUCCCUUGUUGAAUCAUUUAUAAACACUCUUGUAAAAGUUUUGCACCAGAUACAUUUAUAUGCUUUCACUGGUGGCAUAUCUACAACUUGUCUCUCACACCUGCCCAAGCAGAGAAGCUGAGACCAGCCAGUCUGCAGUGUGACUUAGACUUUACACCCUCUUCAUGACAGCAUAUAAAUGUUUUAUUAUGCAAUGUGUGUGAUGUGAGGCGGCAUCUAAGCUACAUUUUAAUCUCUCAUCCCAAGAACCAAAGUGUCCUGUAUAUCGUAAGGUCAGGAGACUGGCUCUGUUGUGCAUUGUGAGGCACUUUGACUGUUGUCCAACUCACAGUAGCUGCAAAGCUGCAGUGGUAACAGUGGCCAUACUAUGUAUUAGAGUUCUGAAUCAAUAAAAUAUGUUGCCUUAUAACUUGACUAGGGACAGCACCUUUAAAAAGAAAAAAUAGAAGAGACGAAAAGCUUCUAAGAACAAAUAAAAGCAAUAAAAUCUCAAGCGAUUUGAACACCAAAAAAAAUUCAAUUUUUCAACAUCUGAAACCAUCACCUUGCUGCAUAGACAAAGAGACUGUUUACAUCCAUAACUUCUUUUUAGGUUUUUUUUUUUGUUUUUUUUUUUUUUUUUUUUUUUUUUUUUCCCAGAGCUUACAGUUAUCUCAGUUUCAUCAGUGGCUUUAUGCUUAAGAGCUAAAUUGCUCACCAUUAUUGGUUUUCUAUAGCUUUCAAAAUGACUUUAUAGCAAAUCCUAAACUGCAUGAGGCCAAAAAUGUCAGUGUUCACACACACUCAGAGACAAGAUUGAUUCUUUAAGUGGAAAUCUGAUCCUUUCCCAGGCUCUCCUUGGACUGGAAUCAAUAACUGCAACUCGUUAUAUUUAGACCUAUGUGUAAUACCUGGGAUUCAGGAUCUCCAGUUCUACAAUUAUGCAAGUUAAAUGUUAGACUUGCUGAGUUUCACCUGGUGGAACUGCUCAAAAAGCCCAUGGUCAGAGCCAGCUAUUUGAUGCCGUGAGGGUCUUAGGCCCAAAUAUCUUUCUUGACUGAAAAUCUGCAUGACAGCCUUCUCAAUGAAGACUGAAAGCUCCUUCCAGCUUUGCAGAAACUGCAGCAGUAUCCUGGGGUGAGGGAGGUGGGAGAACUGAUUUGGCAUUUCAAGGGAAAUGCCUUCCUUGCUGGAAUCUAGGAAAUUUCAGAGAAAUAUUUUCCCCACCCCACAGUGCUGACAUUGCAAGGAGUUCCCUGACAUCACCUUUAGCAUGCUUCCACAAGACAAACUACUUUGCACGAAAGGUGUAUUUGCUCUUCUGAGUAAGAACAAUUGCCCUGAGAGUUUUGCCAAGGGUUUUACCAUUGGGACCCAAGUGUUCCCCAGCCCAUGGCCGUGAGCUCUGUAUCCCUCUCUCUGUAGCAGCUCUCUUCAAACACUGGGUAGCACUCAUCAGUGAACAUUGCUUCUUUGGACUAUUGCCAUUGUCCUGGUUUUAAGGAACUUUUAGCACUGCUUGGAGUAAGCCUAAACUAUCGAAGUUUAUAUAUAAAUAUAUAUAUAUAUAUAUUAUAUUAAAAAAAAGGUGCUGUCACAGUAAGUUUUGGGCUUGAGGUUGUUUGUAUUGUAUGCAAAGGUUUUGUGUUUGUAUGUCUGUUUUAUUCUGUAAAGCAACCACCUUCCUUACUGGAGGGAGAUACUUUUUUUUUUGGUACAUAAAUGUAAAUACUUGCUGCAGCAUUUAAUAUGUUUAAUUUUAUGUUAAGCUUUUUAUUGCAUUGUGAACCCAUUAUUGUUACAAAUGGACAAUGAGUUCAUUGAGACUGUUCAACUAGGUCAGAUUUUUACAUCUCUUUCUAGCUAGAAGAGAAAGGAUUUUUGUGCAUUUGUACAAAUGUUAAUAAUAUCACUGCAAUUCCAAUAUAAUAAAGCACUCAAAUACAAA
Messenger RNA from Taeniopygia guttata (zebra finch), 8343 nucleotides. It is a transcript of the gene CREB5, whose product is annotated as cAMP responsive element binding protein 5. Gene Ontology annotation, biological process: regulation of DNA-templated transcription. Gene Ontology annotation, molecular function: DNA-binding transcription factor activity. The record is from RefSeq and is a predicted model, not a curated record. Lineage: Eukaryota; Metazoa; Chordata; Aves; Passeriformes; Estrildidae.